CCCGCCGAGGAGAGCGGGGGAGCAGCGGCCCGUGGCCUGGCGAGUUUCCCCGGAGAGGAGCCGGAUUCCGGUGCAGGGACGGAGCGAGGAGUCCGAGGUGCAGGAGGCGGGGGGGGAGGAGGGGGAGAGCAGGUGGGCCUGGCAGGAUCAGGCCCCGAGCCCAGCUAGAGGCUGCAGGGCGCCCCCCACCCGGGCAGGAAGGGGAAGGGGCGCAGCUGAGGGGCAGGGCAUCUGCAGGAGGGCACAGGGGCAAACAUCUCUGGCUCAGGCUGGCACGGACCCUGCCGGAGACCCUGGGGAGCUGCUCCCUUCAGUCCUGAGCUCAAGGGGCAGAAUAAGGGGUCCAAGGCAGCUGCUGCUUCGCGAUGGACGAUGCAUAUAGUCGUCCGAUGAUCAGCGACGUACCUGGGGCUUUUGCCUCCCCUCUCCCUGUCCCUCAUCAGGGAGCCCAGCCCAUUCGACGGUCCUCCCCACGGCGGAGAGGGAAGGGGAGGCGGGGGGGAAUAGAAGAGCAGAAGGGGGGGGGGUCUCUUACUGUGCAGCCCCUGACACCCUUUGCAGGCCACUACUCCUGCCCCCCUUCCUCUGCCAGUGUCAUUGAUAAACCUACCGCCCUCAUUUGUGAAUUGGUCUGAUCGCCUUUGAAAGCUCUCUUUGCCGCCACCAUCACCGCAUCUUCUGGCAAUGAUGUCCAUCAGAUUCAUUUAGCAAGGAAAUGGCUUCUUUUGUCUUCCCUCAUCAAUGUACACUCUGCGUACACAUGGAGGUUCUGUUGUUCUGUCAAGGCUAAUAAAACAUCUAAUAGAUCUAUUUCCUGGGGAACGCAUCUGAUCUUUUCCCAAGCUAUCAAAGUUAGUGACCUCUUGUGUCUGCGUGUAAAUCAGUGAGAGAGGCUUAAGCCUGUUUCAUUAAAGGUUUUAUUUCCACCUUAGUAAGGCAGCAGAGUUUUGAGAUGAAGGCUGAGGGUUGAAGUGGGUGACAGUUUUGAGAAUGCAGAGGAAAGGAGGAUUCUUAAGAAGUGUGGCAUAUCGAAAUGAAUUAAUGAUAAUAAAUAUGUUGAAGACAGUAUUGUAAAAGACUGAGGAAUGCAAAUUUGAAAUUAGCUAUUAAUGUUCAGAUUAUUACUCAUUUCAUUCAUAUACUGCUUCAUAUUCUUAAGGGAAAAAUUCUCAAAGCAAUUAAAGGGAAAUCUCGUUGCAGUUUGUGUCUCCAUAAGAUGUUGAGAACAUUAACUCUGUAGAUCCAGGAGUUCUCUCCUCUUGAUAGUCUCAGAUUUGAUUGUUCUUUCUGAUAGAGCAGGAGGAACACUUUUUGGGCUUAAAGCUGCAUUGAUUCUGGAGGCCACAUUCCAGUGAGCUUUGUGGCCAAUGUAUGCACAUGCAUGCGCACACAGAAAAGAGAUGCAGACCAUAAAGUCACAUGCACACACGCCAGAGGUGCUGCACAAACUCACCAGACAUGCCAUCUAGCAUACAUACAAGUCUUGCAAACACAAUCAGCAUGUUUAGACCUUCCAAUCCCAGUGCUGGGCUGGAGGAGAAAUAAGAGCACAAGAAGACCCUGCUGAAUUAGCAAGGAGAUCUGUGGAAAAAAGACCCUUCAGAUUGUUCUUUAGAAAUCCUCUUUAAAGAGCAGCCAGAGGGAUCAUUUAUUUCCAGAUCAGGGCUCUUACCCCAUUUCAGCACUGUGCUUGUUUGUGGUGAAAUUGGAGUCUAAAAAAUCUCUCCAAGGGCCCUUUAGGCAUCUUUCUCUCCAGGACAGACAGAGAUCUUCAUCCUAUGAUCAGAUCAGGAGAUGGAAAUGGCAGGGACUAGCAGGACACACCCUGAGGCUUGGCAAGCCAUAUGCAGCCAAUGCACUGCAAGUUAGAGUGUCUUCAGUCAAGAGAGUUUAUGACCAUCAAAUUUAAAAUAUUUUGGAUAUUCCUUUUGUUCUUAGGCUGUGCAGAUACCAUACAUUUAAAGCAUGUGGCUUCCCCCAGAGAACCACGGGACCUGUAGUUUAUUGCUACAGUUCUCAACACCCCUAACAAAAUGCAGCUCGCAGGAUUUCUUGGGUGAAGCCAUGUACUUUAAAUGUUAGGUGGGUCUAUCACAGCCUUAAUCAUAUACAAGGAUCUGUUGCUGCCUUUCCAACAUGCUAGAAGUUGCAGCCAGGAUCAGCAUUCCCUGUCCACUUAACAUGCUCAGUCCUCUCUCUGGGUUGUUUUUGGAUUUCCCUCCCACUGCCUUGGUCCCCUCCCCCCAAAAAAAUAUUAUUUGUAAUUCCAUAAACCGUUUCCCCCAGUCUUUGGAUAACUUCCCCUCGUCCCUGGGUGGAGUUGUUUGGGUGACAUAAAGAUUGUCAUUCACAUCCUGAACAUUAGAAAUAGAAAGAGUAAUAAUAUAUUUCAAAAACUGGCUAAUGGUUAAAAAAUGUGCUUUUGUUUUUAUUCUUGUGUUGUAUUUUACUUUGUGUUUAUUUCUUUUCCAGCAGGGUGGCAAAAAAAUGGAAGAGCAGGGACCCAGGGAGAGACUGGAGUGGAAAGGAAAGAAACCUCCUGCCGGCCAAGUUGGGACCAUCAGGGAUCUUCUGCCUCGGGCAGAUUUAUGUCAAAUUAAGCAGGAGCCAGAGGAGGGGCAGCCGCAGCAGCACUGGGAGUUCCAGAAGCAGGAUUUCCUGAAGACGAUGCAGCCCCCUUGUUCAGAGUGGGAAACCCCACAGGCUCCCAGUCCUCCCCACUCCGGGGAUGGUGUCCUCUCCUUCAGGGGAGCUGCGGAUGCCAGUCGGAGGCCCAGUGGGAGAGCAGGGGGGACAGACCAAACCCUGCUCCCAGACACUGAGGGGCUUCUGGGAAAGGUAAGUGCCCUCCUCUCACCUGGGUUUCCAGCACCUGGAGGUCACAGGUCCACUGCCUCUAGACAUGGAGGUUCUGUUUAGCUAUGGUGGUGAAUAUUCCUCCCCCCCUGCACUUUCUCUCUAAUCCACUUUAAAAAGGCUUGCUAGACCAAACUUUCUAAAUGGGUAGCUGUACAACUUUACCAGCUGUGGUCCUGCACUGGCAGCAAGGCUAACAAACAGGGGAGCUGGGAACGUGCUAGUCUCGUAUCUCCCUGCAUCUGCCUCCUGACCUAAUUGUCCCAGCUUACCUCAUGAUUGGGCCGUCCCUGAGGGUGAACUGUGAUGAAACCAGGUACUCUCUUAUGAGGCAUAACUAACAAACUUUCCAUUUUGCCCAAACCAAGAAACUACGGCUGCCAGCUUUGGAAUAAGCUGGGAUAUUAAGUUAACUUCAAACUGUGCUUGGUCAAAACAGGAAACUCUGGCUGAUCAGUGGCUUCGUGGUUUUACUGUUCCCACUGUAAAAAUAGUAAAAAUAGGAAGCCCUGUUGCAUUCAAAGGGGCUGUUUGGACAGAGUCUCUGAUCAGCAUGCCUAGCAGGACAGGCUUAAAAAGGUAAAGGGACCCCUGACCAUUAGGUCCAGUUGUCACCGACUCUGGGGUUGAGGCGCUGAUCUUGCUUUAUUGGCCAAGGGAGCCGGAGUACACCUUCCGGGUCAUGUGGCCAGCAUGACUAAGCCGCUUCUUGCGAACCAGAGCAGCGCACAGAAACGCCGUUUACCUUCCCGCUGGAGCGGUACCUAUUUAUCUACUUGCACUUUGACGUGCUAUUGAACUGCUAGGUUGACAGGAGCAGGGACUGAGCAACGGGAGCUCACCCCGUUGCGGGGAUUCGAACCGCCAACCUUCUUAUCAGCAAGUCCUAGGCUCUGUGGUUUAACCCACAGCGCCACCCGCGUCCUAGGACAGGCUUAGGAAGCAAUUAUUAUUAUUAUUAUUAUUAUUAUUAUUUGCAUCCUGCCUAUCUGACUGGGUUGCCUCAGCCCAUCUGGGUAGCUUCUAACAAAAUAAAAACUAUCAACAAUUUCCUUGUAAAAGGCUGCCUUCGGAAGUCUUCCAUUUUGUAGAAAUGGCCUUCAGUUUUAAAGAAUUGCCCUCUUUAAGGAAUCACGUGGUGUAAAUAUGUAUGUUGUCCACUAGGUCCAAACGCAGACAGACUCACACAUGGUAGGAGCAAGCAAUGCUCUAAAGUGCUUAUCUUGCGAACAUCUAAGUUGUUUACUCCUGACCAAAGCUCCUGUUUCCCAAAAGGACAGGAGGGGGAGCAGUGGAGGAAACAGAUGGGUUUGAAGGCUCUUUCCAUCAGCCGCCUCUCUCCCCUGAGGAACAGGAGCAAAGGGUGUUUGCAGGGCAGGAGGACAGAGAUUGAGGCAGCGAGGACAGAGGGAGCAGUGGGCGGAUCCACUGCCUCUCCCAGGGGGUCCAGAUGCAAGCAAGAGGCUUCCUUCUUCUCCAUGCAAGGGCCACCCAUGUAUUCAGAGCAGUCCUUUGCAGAUUAACUCUUAAGUUCCAAGGGAUCUACUCUCAGGCCACUAAUGUGCAUACCAUGCCAGCCUUAGGAAGGGAGGUGGGACAGGCAGGUGAAAGGAAUUGCCAAAAGUGUUUGAAAAUGGGUGGAGGCUCUUGGGAAGGGGGUCCCCAAUUGGGGCUUCUCCAGGGGCAGCAGGAUGUCUUGGGCAGGAGAAUCCCUGCAGGGGCUCUCAGACUCCCUUGGCUUCUUCUUCUUCCCUCCCUCCCAGGAAGCUGCAACUUGCUCUGGAUUCUGCACUCCUCAGGAAGCUGAACCUGCAAACCUAGCUGAGACUGAACCUGCAACCCUGGCCAGGAUGGAAGGAGGAAGAUGGACGGUUGACUUGGUCAGGCUGUCUCCCGCAUCCCUCCCCACAACCUCUGAGCAUUCCCUCCCAGGACCCUUGGAGAAAUCUGGUGAGUUCCAGGGGAGAGGAGAUGGGGAGAGGGAUAGAUGGAUGGUGGAGGGAGAAAGAGGAAAAGAUGGAGAGGAGACAAAUGGAAGGAAGUUCCUGACAGGAAGAAGGAAGGGGUGAGGCCUUCUCAGAAGCAGCAUUUUUUUUCUUGAAUCCUUUUCCUAAAGUAGUGGGGAAAGAUUUUCUUCCUCCAGGCUUUGAAAUCUUAGCUGUUAUUUCCACGGUGAGAAUAAUUGAUGAUAAUGAUGUUGCACAACAAUCCUGAAAAACAGAUGAAGGGGAUGUUGGAAUUCUGCCUGGGUCAGAGGAAUGUGCCACAAGCAGGCACCGGCAGAUAUUCCUGUCGACCUCCCCGCGUCUCCCAACCUCUGCUGAUAAGCAGGCGAGGUCCGGCGAUUCUUCUCAGAUGUAUGAGAGGAACACACCGUUCUUCCUCUCUCCCCUUUGGUGUCCCCAGGGAGGGGAAAGAAGCAGACAGAAAACUAUUUACAUCAUUUAUUUCUGCCUCUUACAUCAGUACAGAGAAUCAUGUCUGCACUCAACAACAGCAAGAAGAAAACUCCUCCCAAGUACAUCCAGUACGGGUCAUGUGACACACACACACUGAGCUAACAUCCGGUGCUCAGUACAGAAUGGACUGCCCCUUUGUUUCCAUGGCAACAGUCACAAACAUCCUGUCUGGCUUUCCAGCCACAAGCAGCUGGCUGAGCUGCUAGAGCCUUUGCUUGCUGCAGCAUUGGUGCUUUAUGGUAACAUACUCCCCCUAAAGUAUCAAUGUGUGCUGCGAGCAAAGCGUCAUCCAGAGAAGAAAACAAACAGUUGUUAUAUUUAUAACAUUCCCCUGUUGUUUCAGUUCCACCCUUGGAACUACCCGCCACUGGUUUAACCAAUGUACCUCUCUGGUUGUGUGACUUCGCAUUACCUCGGUUAACAACUCUCUGUUGUGCCUUUGUCUCUGACUCAGACACAGCUUCAAUCUGUCCUUGGUCGUUUACAACAGCAACAUAUGCAAGGUUAGCAAACUCCUUUGAAUACCUCUUGGGUGGUACACCCUUCGUUGCUCUCUCAGACCUACGUAAGAGGUUCUGAUCCUCUGUGCUCACUGGUUCAACCUUUGAACUCUGUUGAGAACCAGUAGCAAUCAGUGGUUCUUCCUUCACCUGUGAAGGUCUAUCCAUUGUGUGAGAUUUCCUCUCAAUGACUGUUACAACUGAACUCUCUGAGCUAUCGCUGUCAUCAUCAGUACUACUGAACUCAAUAAGAUCAAACUCAUCAUCAUCAUCAUCAUCAGAAUCGUUUCCUGUGGGAAAUGUCUGUUCUACAACCCGCUCUUGCUUUGGAGCACUCUCUAGAAACUUUGUGAGAAUCACCUGACCAGAUUCAGACAAAAUUACUCUGUAGAGACCCUUUUCAUAACCCACAAAAAUGCCUCUGGCAUUCUUUACACCACCUGGAGCUUCUGUUCUCACAUGAGACCCGAAAACCCUAAAAUAGGCAACAGAAGGUUUUCUAUUGAACAGCUUCUCAAAAGGAGAACAUCCCAACUCUGUUGAGACCUUUCUCAACCACACAUGAAGAUAGGACGCUAGCGAUUCAGCCCAAUAUACAUGUGGCAAAUGUGAACUCAGCAAUUGCGCAUUUAUCCCCUUUUGCAAUUCUUUGUUCACUUUUACACAGACACCCCUGUUCCACGCUUCUUGCGAAACUGCCACUUUGUGGUCUAUCCCUUUUCCAUCCAGGAACUUCUGAAACUUCUGUAACAGAAAAAUUUGCUUCUCAUCUGUGAAAAGACAAUCAAUGUUAGCAUCAUGCAUACUUUCAACCUUGUCACAAAACUCCUGAAACUUUUCUAAAGGUUCUUGCGGUUUCUCCAUCAUAUAAACCCAAGAAUAAUUAGUGAAACAAUCCACACACACAAGGUAAAAUCGUGCACCGCCUCUAGAUGGUUCUAGAGGACCAAUCACAUCAGCAUACACCCGCUGAAAUGCUCUGUUGACCUUCUUCGUCUUAGUCACCUUCCUGGCGCUCACACUGGUCACACCUGCGAGAGAGAUUUUGUUAGUAACAGAAGAAUUACAUUUCAUGUAAUCACUUUGAUCAAAAGUCAACAAAUACAGUCCAUCUUUCUCUUUGGCAGUAAGAAACAGUUCUCCAUCUUUGUAGAUCUUGCAGCUUUUAGCAUCAUAGGACAGUUUCAGUCCUUUCUUUGCAAUCUGCGAUACGCUCAGCAGAUUAAAUCUCAGUUCUGGAACCAGGUAAACAUCAUUUAUAGUCAAGUUCAGACUCUCAAGAUACACAGUCCCAAUUCCGGUUGCUUCCAACUCCUGACCGUUGGCCUGUUUCACAGUGAAGCUUUGCUUCUUCAACGUCGAAAACAGUCCUCUGUGCGGGCACAUGUGAACCGUUGCGCCCGCGUCAAUUAUGAACCAUCCUCUGCUACCACUGUUGGAAUUCUGCCUGGGUCAGAGGAAUGUGCCACAAGCAGGCACCGGCAGAUAUUCCUGUCGACCUCCCCGCGUCUCCCAACCUCUGCUGAUAAGCAGGCGAGGUCCGGCGAUUCUUCUCAGAUGUAUGAGAGGAACACACCGUUCUUCCUCUCUCCCCUUUGGUGUCCCCAGGAGGGGAAAGAAGCAGACAGAAAACUAUUUACAUCAUUUAUUUCUGCCUCUUACAUCAGUACAGAGAAUCAUGUCUGCACUCAACAACAGCAAGAAGAAAACUCCUCCCAAGUACAUCCAGUACGGGUCAUGUGACACACACACACUGAGCUAACAUCCGGUGCUCAGUACAGAAUGGACUGCCCCUUUGUUUCCAUGGCAACAGUCACAAACAUCCUGUCUGGCUUUCCAGCCACAAGCAGCUGGCUGAGCUGCUAGAGCCUUUGCUUGCUGCAGCAUUGGUGCUUUAUGGUAACAGGGGAAUGGAUAUGCUUCCCAUAAUUAUUUAUGAUUAAUGUAUUUAAAUUGUUUCUAUUACUCUUAUUUUUUAUAGACAGGGUCAGAAUGAUACAUUCCACCAGCAUCAAAACACAAUAAAUGCAUGCACCUCCCCAGUUUGGUGGGCUUAAGGGACAAAGGACCCGUUAUCAUGAUACAGAAUUCCUGCUGCUGGAGGCUCUACACUUAGGAUUGGGCAUAUAAAGUCCAAGCGUGUCUGGUAUUAUAAGCAAAUUGUGUAAAUCUUAGAGACUGGGGUUGUUUGUGAGAGUGAGUGAGUGGGAUAAUAAUUUAUAGCGCCCCUGUGUAAUGGCUUGGUUCUCCCGCACAGAUGCGAGACAACUCCAGUAGUAAUUAUCUCAGGUUUAUUGCUCAAACUCAUAAAUCACUGUGGAGCUCAGUCCUCGGCCUGUUCAUCCCAGCUUGCAGUUGCCGAGUCCUCCAGCAAAGAAGCCCCCACUUUCGCUUUCUUUUCCCCUCUCGCAGAUUCUCUCGAGCCUACGAUUUUUUGGACAGGCUAUUUCCGGGAUCUCUGUGUCAGACCUCAAACUGGAGAUAACAGUCUGUGCCCCCCCCCCCCCGUCGGCACCCCCUCUUCCUGCUCUUUGUUCUUUGCUCCUGCUGCAGCUUGGCUGCUCCUCCCCUGCUUCACAUUCCAACCGAAUCACAUCUCUUGCGUUCUCAGGCUCUGUCAGCGGAGGCACGAGAGGCUUGAGAUUCACGGAGCUGACACCCUGUAAUUUUGUCCGUUCCUAAGCUUCCAUGGAGAUACUGUGGUACAACCUUGGUGCAAAUUUCAAAAUAAGUACACAAAGCCAACAAAGAGACUCAGAGGUUUAUACUGGCACCAGCUUUCCUGGUCAAGAGUCCACUUUGUCAGACUGCAGCCCACAAAAGCUUAGGCCAUAAUACAUUUAUCUGCCUUUAAGGGCUGCAAAAGAUGAAUAAACAGAAGCGUAGUUCAUCUAUGGAAUCUAUCCUACAGGAGACAGUGAUGGCCAGCAACAUGGAUAGCUUGAAAAAAAGGAUAAGACUGACGUCUCUGCUCUGCCCUCGCGGUCCUAGGCAAUAACGCUUCUUAAUACUAGUUUCUGGAAAGCACACGAUGGCAGAGAAGACUCUUAUGCUCCAAUCCUGCUUGCCGGUUUCCCACAGGCAUCUGGUUGGCCUCUGUGAGAAGAGGAUGCUGGACUAGGUGGGCCUUUGCCUGAUCCAGCAGGCUCUUCUUAGGUUCCAAUAUAUUGCAAUAUUUUUACAGUUAAAUGUAGCACUUAGGUUUUAUUUAUUUCACAAUGGAGAUACUGUUACUUGAGCCUGAGAUCAUUUCUUCACUUCAGAAAGAAAAAAAUAGAUGUGUCUAAUAAGCCAAUUCCACCAUAGAUCUGUAUUAUAAAAUGAUGGUGCUUUAUUAAGUUUGAAUCGAGUGAUCAUGUGUUGCUCCUGCCACUAUCUCAUCAGCUUUUCAAAAAAUAUGGAACCUAGAGAGGAUAGUGGAGAAUGAAGGUGUUACAAUGAGAGAAGGUGCAGAUUCGAAUUGACAUCUGUUCAGUUCCCUUUUUGUCUUUCUUGAAAGUCUAACAGGAUUCUCUUUCCUCCCAGACUCCCAAACAGGUGAGGAAGAUGAAAGUCAGAAUUCUAUGGAGCUACCUGUCAAUUCAUUGGGAAGAACAAAGAAACAGUUUAAAUGUAUGGAAUGUGGGAUGUGCUUUUAUCACAGUGGAAGUCUGAGGAUACAUCAACAAACUCACAAAGGAGAGAAACUAUUUGAAUGUAUGAAGUGUGGAACGAGCUUUAGUCAUAGUCAAGCACUUAGAAUACACCAACGUACUCACACAGGGGAGAAACCAUUUGAAUGUAUUGAAUGUGAAAAGAGCUUCAGUACCACUGGGAAACUUAGAAUACACCAACAAACUCACACAGGGGGAAAACCAUUUAAAUGCAUAGAAUGUGGAAAGAGCUUCAAUGAUAGUGGAUCACUUAGAAUACACCAACGAACUCACACAGGGGAGAAACCAUUUAAAUGUAUUGAAUGUGGAAAGAGCUACAAUCGAAGUGGAGGCCUUAGAAUACACCAACGAACUCAUACAGGGGAGAAACCAUUUGAAUGUGUGGAUUGUGGAAAGAGCUUCAGUGAAAGUGGAUCACUUAGAAUACACCAACGAACUCACACAGGGGAGAAACCAUUUAAAUGUGUGGAUUGUGGAAAGAGCUUCAGUGAAAGUGGAAAACUUAGAAUACAUCAACGAACUCACACAGGGGAGAAACCAUUUGAAUGUGUGGAUUGUGGAAAGAGCUUCAGUCGAAGUGGGACACUUAGAAUACACCAACGAACUCACACAGGGGAGAAACCAUUUAAAUGUAUUGAAUGUGGAAAGAGCUACAGUGAAAGUGGAACACUUAGAAGACAUCAACAAACUCACACAGGGGAAAAACCAUUUAAAUGUAUGGAAUGUGGAAAGAGCUUCAGUGAAGGUGGAAAACUUAGAAGACAUCAACGAACUCACACAGGGGAGAAACCUUUUGAAUGUAUUGAAUGUGGAAAGAGCUUCAGUGAAAGUGGAACACUUAGAAGACAUCAACAAACUCACACAGGGGGAAAACCACAGAUGCAUUAAUAAACUGCAUAGGUGUUUUUUACCUUUCCUUCUAUGCUUCCUUGCAAUACUGACAAAAUCAAACCAUGCCAAUGCUUUCAGCCCCAGAAGAGGACCCUUGGUGUCAAAAGAAAGCAGUCUGGUGCCACAUUUCGCAGCAGUUACUUUAACACACUCUACCUGGGGCUGCAACAUCAACAACUUUUUCCAGGGAGCCUUCUCUUCUCAUGAGGUGGCCAAAAUAGUGAAACCUCAGCUUCAGCAUGUUUCCUUCCAGUGAGCAUUCAGGGCUGAUCUCCUUCAGAAUGGAUAGGUUUGAUCUUCUUGCAGUCCAUGGGGCUCUCAAGAGUCUCCUCCAGCACCAUAAUUCAAAAGCAUCAAUUCUUUGGCGAUCAGCCUUCUUUAUCGUCCCGCUCUCACUUGCAUACCUCACUACUGGGAAAACCAUAGCUUUAACUUUACGGACCUUUGUUGGCAAGGUGAUGUCUCUGCUUUUUAAGAUGCUGUCUAGGUUUGUCAUUGCUUUUCUCCCAAGAAGCAGGCACUUUUUAAUUUCGUGACUGUUGUCACCAUCUGCAGUGAUCAUGGAGCCCAAGAAAGUAAAAUCUCUCACUGCCUCCAUUUCUUCCCCUUCUAUUUGCCAGGAGGUGAUGGGACCAGUGGCCAUGAUCUUUGGUUUUUUGAUGUUGAGCUUCAGACCAUAUUUUGCGGUCUCCUCUUUCACCCUCAUUAAGAGGUUAAUUCCUCCUUGCUUUCUGCCAUCAAGGUUUGGUCAUCUGCAUAUCUGAGGUUGUUGAUAUUUCUUCCGGCAAUCUUAAUUCUGGCUUGGGAUUCAUCCACUCCAGCCUUUUGCAUGUUGAAUUCCGCAUAUAAGUUAAAUAAGCGGGGAGCAAUAUACAGCCUUGUUGUACUCUUUCCCAAUUUUGAACCAAUCAGUUGUUCCAUAUCUAGUUCUAACUGUAGCUUCUUGUCCCACAUAUAGAUUUCUUAUGUUAAGGAAAUUAGGGAGCACAUCUUUAAAGUUAUUAAAUGUUACAGAUAUUAUGCCUGAAUGUAUCCUUUCAACUUGACAGCUCAGGGAAGUUACCGUAUUUUUUGCUCUAUAAGACUCACUUUUUCCCUCCUAAAAAGUAAGGGGAAAUGUGUGUGGGUCUUAUGGAGUGAAUGCAGGCUGCACAGCUCUCACAGAAGCCAGAACAGCAAGAGGGAUUGCUACUUUCACUGCGCAGGGAUCCCUCUUGCUGUUCUGGCUUCUGAGAUUCAGAAUACUUUUUUUCUUGUUCUCCUCCUCCAAAAACUAGGUGCGUCUUGUGGUCUGGUGCAUCUUAUAGAGCAAAAAAUACGGUACCUAGCUUUAAAAAUAAUAUAAAAUCAACUCCUUUGCCAGUUUCCUCCAUUCCAAAGCUAUUUUCCCCUUGAAAAAGGACUCCAGGAAGUGUCCAGGGGUGACAAUUGCUGAGCUGGACCAAGGAAAGCCUAAUCCCAUCACCAAACUUGCCAAGGGGCCAGACAUGCAAAGGAAGUUCUAUUGUACUUUGGGUGAUGGGACUUCAGAGGUGUUUGCCUAUGCUAAUCUUAUACCUGAGUCUUGCCCUGACAUGGGCAUGCUUAUGCUAAUCUUGUACCAAGGACUUGUCUGGACAUGUUUGCCAAGGUUAGACUAGUGUAACCCCUGUCUACCCCUCCGCUAUUGUGACAUGUCACAUAGCAAUGAUGCUCUACGAACUGUAUUCUGGGAUAUGGUGGGAAAGUUUUAAAAGUCUUUGUCACCCCAUGCUUGGGGUUCAAAAUUCCUCUUUGAACCUGUUGCGCAAUAAACUUUGGUCUACAGCUAUUUGCUCCAUUUGGUGGCUGGAUUCCUUCCUUUAUUCUGCAAGGGACCCGCGGGCUCUUCCCAAUGAGCUGGUUUGACUGAACAGCCUUACACCUAGAUUUUUCCAUAACACUCAGGAGACAGAUGAGGUGAUCAGGCACUCCCAUUUCUUUAAGAACUUGCCAUAGUUUGCUGUGGUCGACACAGUCAAAGGCUUUUAUAUAGUCAAUGAAGCAGAAGUAGAUGUUUUUAUGGAACUCCCUAGCUUUCUCCAUAAUCCAGCAUGUUUGCAAUUUGGUCUCUGGUUCCUCUGCCCCUUCGAAAUCCAGCUUGAACUUCUGGGAGUUCUCAGUCUGCAUACUGCUUAAGCCUGCCUUGUAGAAUUUUAAGCAUAACCUUGCUAGCGUGUGAAAUGAGCGCAAUUGUGUGGUAGUUGGAACAUUCUUUUUUUUAUAAAUUUUUUUAUUGGUUUUACAAAAAUUUUUAAAACAAUACAAACAUAUAAAAAGACAUACAAACACGUAUAGUUUCAUAACCUUUUUUUCAUAAACCAUGUUUCUCAGACUCCCCCAUACCUCCCCUUUCUGCAUCCCAAUGUCCAAAAGUUUUUAGCAACUCUAAAUAUUUCUGUCAGUCCUCUGUCCUCUUAAUCUUUCCUUCAGUCUAGUCUUAUAUCGCUGUAACCCUUUCUUACUCAAAACCUCGACAUUCUAGCAUUCAUCAAGUUUAUAAUAGUCCUUAAGGUAGAUUUUAAAUUUCUUCCAUUCUUCUUCCGCCGUCUCCUUUCCCUGGUCGCGGAUUCUGCCAGUCAUCUCGGCUAAAGUCAUAUAGUCCAUCACUUUCAUCUGCCAUUCUUCCACGGUGGGUAGGUCUUGUGUCUUCCAAUACUUUGCGAUGAGUAUUCUUGCUGCUGUUGUAGCAUACAUAAAGAAAGUUCUGUCUUUCUUUGACACCAAUUGGCCGGCAAUGCCCAAGAGAAAGGCCUCUGGUUUCUUAGGAAAAGUACAUUUAAGUGCCUUUUUCAUUUCAUUAUAUAUCAUUUCCCAGAAAGCCUUAAUCUUCGGGCAUGUCCACCAAAGGUGAUAGAAAGUACCUUCAGUUUCUUUACAUUUCCAACAUUUAUUAUCAGGCAAAUGAUAAAUUUUUGCUAGCUUGACUGGGGUCAUGUACCACCUGUAAAUCAUUUUCAUAAUAUUUUCCUUUAAGGCAUUACAUGCCGUGAAUUUAAUACCGGUGUUCCACAACCAUUCCCAGUCAGCAAACAUAAUGUUAUGGCCAAUGUCCUGUGCCCACUUAAUCAUAACCGAUUUAACUGUCUCAUCUUGUGUAUUCCAUUUCAGCAGCAAAUUAUACAUUCUUGACAAGUUCUUAGUAUUGGGUUCUAACAGUUCAGUCUCUAAUUUUGAUUUUUCCACCUGAAAGCCAAUUUUCCUGUCCUGUUUAUAAAUCUCCAUUAUUUGGUAAUAUUGAAGCCAGUCUUGUACUUUAGGUUUCAAUUUCUCAUGACUCUGUAAUUUCAAUUUAUCUCCCUCCUGUUCCAAAAUUUCCCAAUACUUUGGCCAUCCGACCUCCAUAUUGAGUUUCUUCAAUGCCUUAGCCUCCAAGGGUGACAACCAUCUAGGGGUUUUAUUUUCCAACAAAUCUUUAUAUCUUAUCCAGACAUUAAACAAUGCUUUUCUAACAAUAUGGUUUUUAAAGGCCCUAUGCACCUUGAUUUUAUCAUACCAUAGAUAUGCAUGCCAACCAAAUGCAUUAUUAAAACCUUCCAAGUCCAAAAUGUCUGUGUUCUCGAGGAGCAUCCACUCUUUCAGCCAGCAAAACGCUGCUGCUUCAUAGUACAAUUUUAAAUCCGGCAGGGCAAAUCCCCCUCUUUCUUUGGCAUCUGUCAGUAUUUUAAAUUUAAUUCUGGGCUUUUUGCCCUGCCAGACAAAUUUCGAAAUAUCUUUCUGCCACCUCUUGAAACAGUCCAUCUUGUCAAGAAUCUGCAAGGCUUGAAACAAAAAUAACAUUCUAGGCAGUACAUUCAUCUUAAUCACUGCAAUUCGGCCUAACAUUGACAGUUUCAAAUUUGACCAUAUUUCUAGAUCUUUUUUAAUUUCUAACCAGCAUUUUUCAUAGUUGUCCUUAUACAAGUUCAAAUUUUUAGAUGUCAAAUAAACCCCUAGGUAUUUCACCUUUUUGACCACUGUCAAACCUGUCUCUUCUUGAAAUUUCUCCUUCUCCAUAACUGUUAAAUUUUUUUCUAAGACUUUAGUUUUUUGUUUGUUUAGUUUGAAUCCAGCUACCUGGCCAAAUUGUUGAAUUAUCUCCAACACCCUUUUCGUACUAGUGUUUGGCUCUUGUAGGGUCAAUACUAAGUCGUCUGCAAAUGCCCUUAACUUAUAAUGUUUAGCUCCGACCUGUACACCUUUAACCUGCUGGUCAUUUCUAAUCAUAUUCAGCAACACCUCCAGAACAGAAAUAAAAAGCAACGGGGAAAUUGGGCAUCCCUGUCGUGUUCCUUUUUCUAUCUUAAGUUCCUCAGUUAUCACAUUAUUAACAAUCAGCUUAGCUUUUUGUUCAGAGUAUAUCGCACCCAUACCAUUCUCAAAUCCUUGGCCUACCCCCAUCCCAUGAAGAUUCUUUUUCAUAAAACUCCAAGAAAUAUUGUUGAAGGCUUUCUCCGCGUCCACAAAGAUCAGCACUGCUUUAGUGUUUAUUUUCACCUCUAGCAAUUCCAAAAUGUCUAUUAUAUUCCUUACAUUGUCUGAUAGGUGCCUUUUUGGGAGAAAGCCUGCUUGGUCCCUAUGAAUCUUCUCCAUCAACACUCUUUUAAAUCUUUUUGCCAAAAUGUCUGCAAAAAUUUUGUAAUCCACAUUAAGUAAUGAUAUUGGGCGGUAGUUCUUAAGUUGAGUCUUUUCAGUCUCUGUCUUUGGUAUGAGUGAAAUAUACGCUUCUUUCCACGAUUCUGGUGCCUUUUCCCCCUCUAAAAUCUCGUUACAUUAAAUCAGCCAUGAUAAAAUGGGCACAAGACAUUGGGUACAACAUUAUGUUUGAAGACUGGGAAAGGUUAUGGACCACCGGUAUGAAAUUCACCGCAUGUAGUGCCUUAAAAGAAAACAUUAUGAAAAUGAUAUACAGGUGGUACAUGACCCCAGUCAAACUUGCAAAGAUAUAUCAUCUGUCUGACAAUAAAUGUUGGAAAUGUAAGGAGGCUGAAGGAACAUUCUUCCACCUCUGGUGGACAUGCCCGAGGGUGAAGGCCUUUUGGGAAAUGAUUUACAAUGAGUUGAAAAAGGUAUUUAAGUAUACCUUCCAUAAGAAACCAGAGGCCUUCCUCCUGGGCAUUGUAGGCCAGAGAGUGUUAAAGAAAGAUAGAACUUUCUUUUUAUAUGCAACUACAGCAGCAAGAAUCCUUAUAGCCAAAUAUUGGAAGGCACAGGAGAUACCCACGCUGGAAGAGUGGCAUACGCAACUGAUAGACUACAUGGAACUAGCCGAAAUGACUGGCAGAAUCCGAGACCUGGGAGAAGAGGCAGUGGAAGAGGAUUGGAAAAAAUUUAAGGACUAUCUACAAAAACAUUACAAGUUAUAUGAAUGUUGAGAAUUUGCUAAGUGUACGGAAAAACAUGCUUCAGUAUUGAGAUUUGAAGAUGACGGAAAUUAAGUUAUGACUGUGAAAAGUUUAAAUUUUUAGAAUUUAUAAUUAGAUGAAAGUACAAAAACACAUGAAACAAGGUAUCAAUUUGCUGUUUAUUUUUAUUGUAAAGAAAGCAGGGGAUGGAAGACGUGGGGAAGUCCAGUUGAUUAUGACAAAAGAUCUGGAAAAGUGAAUUUUCUUUUAUUUAAUUUCUUCUUUCUUCUUGUAAAACCGCUUUUGUUGUGUUAUUGACGAUGAAUUCUGAUCUUGGAAAAAAAGCAAUAAAAAAUAUUAUUAAAAAAAAAAA
Molecule: messenger RNA, 16074 nt
Organism: Podarcis lilfordi (Lilford's wall lizard)
Lineage: Eukaryota; Metazoa; Chordata; Lepidosauria; Squamata; Lacertidae
Source: the annotation of a GenBank genome assembly